Fundulus heteroclitus (mummichog) is the source of this 4946-nucleotide messenger RNA. RefSeq names its product zinc finger, BED-type containing 4 (gene zbed4). Lineage: Eukaryota; Metazoa; Chordata; Actinopteri; Cyprinodontiformes; Fundulidae. Bases 318 to 4055 code for a protein of 1245 amino acids. The record is from RefSeq and is a predicted model, not a curated record. Gene Ontology annotation, molecular function: protein dimerization activity; DNA binding. The transcript has 2 exons.
GCGUACUGCUAGCAAACCAGGAGACAAAAGCAACAAAGUGAACCCCCCUCCGGAUCAAUCAAAUGUGUCACAUUUAACCGUUUCCAAGCCGAGACCCUCUGAUUGCACCGUCAGAGCGAACCGUCGUGUGGAGAGAAGCGGAAGCACUUCAAGCUCUAAAUGGCGACGGACAAGCAGACGCCCAGGGUCAACGAAAGCGGCGCGGCUAAUACCACACCUGCAUGAGAAGCAGCUCAUCAAUGACUACACCUGAAACCAAGUGACUACACCCGACAACGCAAGCCCGACUGAUUCACAGAAACCCCUGGGCUGCCGCCAUGGAUGGAGAGGAGGAUAUUCCUCACCUGAGUGAGGAUCUGUUCGGUGAAUCUGACGGGUCUGCGGAAAGUAAGAAAAGAGAGGCGAAGGGGACCUGCUUGAAGAUUGAGGGGCAGGACGGUUACGUGUUGAAAUCCUACAGCUUUCAUCCCCACGACCUCGCGGACGAAAAGUCGCCAAGUUGCUCCUCAACCCUGGAUAAGGAUUCCCUCCCUACUUUCCAUUUAUCUUCUCAGGUAGACAAACAGCUGGAGUUGGAGAAAGUAUGUGACAUCGAUUCGUCGUCCCCCAGCGCUGAGGGACAUAUAGAGCAGGAGAAGUAUGCAAACGGCGGCGGGCUGGGUGAAAACGUCAAGGAUCAUAUUGGGGAGGCGAACGGAAUGGACGAGGAGAUGCAAGAUGACGAAAGGCUAGCGUUCGGUAGCUCCAUUGGCCCCUUCCUAACCCGAGACUGUGAUGACUAUAGUAAUUUAUUAAGUGGCUACACGAGCACCCUUUACGAUGUCGCCAUGGACGCCGUCACUCAGAGUCUUCUGUCGUCCAUGAGGGGUCACGGCAACCCGAGGAAGAAAUCCCCCGCAUGGAAUCAUUUCUGCAUAUCGCCACGGGACAAUACCAAAGCAAUCUGUUUAUACUGCAUGAAAGAGUUCAGUCGGGGCAAGAACGAAAAAGACCUCAGCACGAGUUGUUUGAUGAGGCACGUACGAAGGGCUCACCCCACUGUGCUUUUACAAGACGGAGCGGACGCAUCCUUAGCCAGCCUGCCGCUGUCUUUCCCCUCGCUGUUGAUACCUCCCUCGCCGAGCUCGCCAAAAAACGGAGACCUAACCAAUAGCAUGCUUACUCCUGCCUCAAAGAGCACGUCGCCGUCCACAUCCUCAGCCGAAAACUCAAGCCCGUCAUCCAAAGAAGUGCUGCCCAAAGUCGAACCAAAAUUCGAACAGUUUACCAAUGUCGACGCCCUCGGUGGCCCCUUUCCCCCCUCACAUUCCAGCGAAAACAGCGUCGAAGACUUAUUAGACGGCGGGCCCGAGCGCCUUCUGGGGGGCCUCAAAGUCUCCAGCUCCCGUCGCAGGUCGGCCGUGUGGAAGCAUUUCUACCUGUCGCCCGUGGACAAUUCCAAAGCCGUGUGCAUCCACUGCAUGAACGAGUUCAGCCGGGGCAAGAACGGGAAGGAUCUAGGAACGAGCUGUCUCAUCCGCCACAUGUGGCGAGCCCACAAGGAGGUUGUGAUCGAGGAGAACGGACUGGGCAACCACAUUCCGCCCCCCUACACAAACCCCCCCUCGCUGCUGCCCCGCACACAUCUGCAGGAUGCACUGGAAAUUAAAAAAGAGUCUCCCUUUUUCAUCUCCUCACCGGAGACCAUAUCAGACGACCUACCCCAAAGCAUAGAGGACGGCAUGUACAUUAAGGAGGAGAGCGAAGAGGGUAUGCAUUUCUCAGGGCAUGAUUCCUCUUUUCUCUCCUUUAAAUCUCAGGGGGACGACACACCGCUGACUUCCUCACCAUGUGACCUCGCCGAAGGCCCCAGCUUCAGUAGGGAUCAUUUAGUUUUCCAACAGAAUAAGAAGAUCAUGAAACGGGUGAAAUCUGAAGUGUGGCGCCAUUUCAUAGUGUCGCCAGUUGACCAGUUGAAAGCACUGUGCCGUUACUGUCCUUGUGUCAUUAGUCGGGGCAAGCGGGGCGACUUUGGCACAAGCUGCCUCAUGAGGCAUCUCAUGAGGCGCCACCCGGAUGUGCUGAAAACCCCAAAAGAUGAGAAGGAAUCGCCCCCUCAUCCCUACGCCCUCCUCGCCUCAACGGAUCCAGUUUCAGCCAAAGAAACUGACGGCGCCGAGAAGAAGCCCCUCGCCGUGCCCGUGUUCAGCAAAAAGACGUCAAAACUGUGGAAUCAUUUCUCCAUUUCCAACGCCGACCCCACCAAGGUGGUCUGUUUGCACUGUAGCCGCACAAUUAGCAGGGGCAAAAAGACUACGAACCUCGGCACGAGCUGCCUCUUCAGGCACAUGCAACGGUUCCACGGACAUUUUCUCGAAAGCAACAGAACUAUCUCAGGUGAUGUGCCGUCUGCUGAAGUCCGCGUCAAACAAGAGGCCGUGGAAGCCGCCGUUUAUCAGCCGGAGCAGAGCUGUCAGAGGUUUGACGAACACCACCCGGUUGCCAAAAAAAUCACCCGGCUCGUUGCGGAAAUGCUCGCCCUGGAUCUUCAGCCAUCGGCUAUGGUAGAGAACGCCGGACUCAACCGGCUGCUGGAGUUCCUCCAGCCGCAGUAUUCUCUGCCCCCUUCCUCCUAUUUCACCAGCACUGCCAUACCGGAAAUGUAUGAAAAGGUGAAGGACGUUGUGCUGACCCACCUCAAAGAGGCUGAAGGCGGCGUCGUCCACUUCACAACAAGCAUUUGGGUCAGCAGCCAGACGAGGGAAUACUUGACUCUCACCGCCCACUGGGCGACGUACGAGUCAAGUGUCCGGCCCCAAGGUCAAGACUUCCACUGUUCCGCUCUCCUAAGUGUCUCACAAAUAGAUUGCGAUCAAGAUAUGCACGACAUCCCAAAGCAGCUCGAGUACCUGUGGGACUCUUGGAUCACCUCGUCGGGGCUGAAGCGGGGCUUCACCGUAACGGACAACACCACCAUCAAAAACGCCCUGGACGAGCAGGGCCACGUUACCGUGCAGUGUUUCGGACACACCAUAGACCUCAUCGUAAGCGAAGCCAUAAAAAGCCAGAGACUGGUCCAGCACCUGCUGAGCAUCGCGCGGAAGAUCUGCGAGCGCGUGCACCGCUCGGCGAAGGCGAAAGAAAAGCUGGCCGAGCUGCAGAAGGUCCACCAGCUGCCGGAGAACCAGCUGAUCCAGGACGUGCCAUCCAAGUGGGUGACGUCCUUCUUCAUGCUGGAACGGCUGGUGGAGCAGAAGAUAGCCAUCGACGAGAUGUCGAUAGAGUGCAAUUUCAGGGAAAUAAUCAGCUCAGACCAGUGGGAGGUGAUGCUGUCGGUCUGCAACGCACUGAAACCCUUCGAGGUGGCCUGCAAGGAGCUGAGCAACCGCACUGCCACUCUGGGACAAGUCAUACCGCUCAUUCACAUCCUCAACAGGAAGAUCGAUCUUCUGUUCGACGAGACCGUGGGCAUAGACAACAUGCUGAUGUCUCUAAAGGAAGCGAUGGUCAGCAGGAUGUCGGCGACCCUGCACGACCCGCGUUACGCCUGGGCCACCAUGCUGGACCCCCGGUACAAAACCUCGUUGUUCACAGAGGAAGAAGCCGAGCGUUGCAAGCAAGACCUGAUCCAGGAGCUGGACUUGGCCCUCUCUACCUCAGUUCCGGCUAACUCUCUCCUGUCCAACGGCUGCGACGAGGACCCCGCUUCGUCCAGCGCACCGCACUCAACCAGGGACACCCCGUGGUCCAUGAUGCCCGACAUGAGGCAGAACCCGAAACAGGAGGAGAAGACCAAGUCCUCCGAGCUGGCAGUGCUGGAGUACUUGGAGGAAGACAUUUUGGAUCAAAGCUGUGACCCCCUCGACUAUUGGAAUCUGAAAAAGUUCCUGUGGCCCGACCUCGCCAAAGUAGCCGCCCGUUACGUGGGCUGCCCGCCGACCAUCGUGCCGGCGGAGACGCUGUUCAGCACCGCCAGCAUCAGCUGCGCCCUAAACCAGCCCAGGCCCGGGCCGGACCACAUAGAGAGGCUGCUGUUCCUUAAGGUCAACCUCCCCUUGAUCUAUUUUAAGUACUGAACAUUGUUGAGCAUUAACUUGAAAAAAACGUUUCUAUCAAGGACCAAGUUGCAUAGCUGUGAAAUGGGUGGGGUUGUGUGGAGCUAGUUGUAAGAUAGGGAUUUAUACACUGAUUCUUAAUGCAAAGGCCAGAUUGAGGGUUUCUUGUAUUGUGUACUACUGUUAAACACUUGGAGCUGUUGUGAUGAAAUGUCUCAGUGAGAAGUGUAUCAGGGAGGGAGGGGAUUUUUCUUUUUUUUUUUUCUUUUUGCUGUAGGGGGUUGGUGAUGUUUGCGUGUAACUUUUUUUUUUUUUUUUUUUUUUUUGUGUUCGUCUACUCUCUCCUUGUGCCUUAACCAAAACUACUUCAGGUCAAAAUGCUGUAAAUAUUAUAGAAAUUGUGCAGAUUGCAUCAGGAUCCGUUUUGAUUUCCUUUUUAUGAAUUUAAGAUGGAUACAAAGAUCCUCUUCUUUUUUUUUUCUUUUUCUUUUUUUUUUCCAGAAUGAAAACGGCCCAAAAAAUAAAUGCUGUGACUGAAAGAUGUUUUAAGUUAAUGCUAUUUAAUUCUUCUUUGUACAUUGGAGGCUCAUGGUACUGUCGUUUUAGAAAUAGUCCUUUUUAUUUUUACUCGCUGAAAUGUUUUUAAAAAGAUAAUGAUGUAUAAUAUUACUGUAUUUUCAGAAUAAGGUGGGUUCUUUGGAAUAUACCAGUUGUCUCUUAAGCACAAUUUAAGUUUAUUUCCAGGGGAUUAAAUUAAGGGUUUAUUAUUGAUUAACAGUGUACUGUACAUUUUUAUAUUAAAUGGCUUCCGAACCUAAUUUGAUAAAAAAGAAAAAAAAAAAACAUUUUAGCAUUCAGACUGGAAACAUCCAAAUUUUGUGGUCAUUUGUAAAUAAAGGUUUUCCUUGAACA